Molecule: messenger RNA, 474 nt
Organism: Naegleria lovaniensis
Lineage: Eukaryota; Heterolobosea; Eutetramitea; Acrasida; Naegleriidae
Exons: 1
Coding region: 1-474 (157 amino acids)
Source: RefSeq, a predicted model, not a curated record
AUGGCAACACCUCCACCGCCUCCCACUCUCUCAACCUCUUCGGAAUCCACUCAACGCAACAAGAAAAAAUUAAAUUUAUGUAUUCAAUCCAGUGAUGAUCAUGAUGAUGCUAAUACUGUUCAUUCCGAUCAAAACGUCCAAUCCAAAAAACGAGUUCAAUUCAUCUCUCAUUUUCAUCAUGAUUUAUUAUUUGUAAAGAGCGGAAUGGUGUUUUUAGAUUCAAACAAUGUAUUGACUCACUCACCGUGCGUGAUGUCUUUUGGUGGAAUUUAUAACUUUAAUGUGAUUGGCAAUGAAAUGUUUUAUUUGGAUUUAGAACCGAAAGAAACUUUGAUUGGCAAUGAACAGAAUUGUGAUGAAAAUGAACAGAGUGAUGAAAAGCAUCGAAGGAAAGACAAAUAUCAUGCAUUAUUUCAAUGGAAGAAAUUAGAAAUUGAAAAGAACGAAAGAAAUUUGACAUUGGCCUUUACCUGA